AUGGUUCUUAUUUAUGUGGAUGAUAUUAUUGUAACAGGAAAUCACUCUGGUCAACUUCAGCUCUUUAUCUCUCGGCUUCAUACAAUGUUUGCACUCAAAGAUCUUGGUCCACUUCACUUCUUCCUUGGCAUUGAAGUGCAUCGAGAUGCAACAGGCCUUUACUUGAAUCAAUCUAAAUAUGUUAAGGAGCUGCUCUCACAGCUAGGAAUGCUACAUCUCAAACCUUGUCCCACUCCCAUGACUGUUGGUAAACCUCUCUCACGUACAGAUGGUACCUUGCUUGAAAAUCCCACUGCCUAUCACAACCUAAUUGGUGGCCUGCAGUAUUUAACACAUACAAGGCCUGAUCUGAGUUUUGUCGUGAAUAAACUCAGUCAAUUUCUACAAGCCCCCACAUCUGUACACUGGCACGCUGCAAAACGGGUACUCAGGUAUCUCAAAGGAACAAUUCACUACGGUUUGCACAUCAAAUUUUCAGAAAAAUUACAUCUCACCGGCUUCUUCGAUGCGGAUUGGGCUUGCUGCCCAGAUGACAGAAAAAGUAUAGCAGGGUACUGUGCUUAUUUGGGAGAUACUUUGGUCUCAUGGUCCUCUAAGAAACAAGCCGUGGUCUCUCGGUCUAGUACCGAGUCAGAAUAUCGUGCACUUGCCCAAGUAUCUGUCGAGAUAGCAUGGAUUCAAGCUUUGCUUCAAGAAUUUGGUUUUCCACUGCCUGCCACUCCCAUUACUUGGUGCGACAACAUGGGAGCAAGUGCACUUGCUGCAAACCCAGUCUAUCACGCUAGAACCAAGCACAUCGAACUCGAUGUUCAUUUGUUCGCGAUAAAGUACUACAGAAAGCCUUUGAUGUGCGCUAUGUGCCCUCUUCGGACCAAGUUGCCGAUUGUUUCACAAAGGCUCUCACUAAAGAUCGGUUUCAUUUCCUUAUUAGCAAACAUGGAGUGA
This is a messenger RNA of Humulus lupulus (European hop), 945 nucleotides long. RefSeq lists its product as uncharacterized. The transcript has a single exon. NCBI's taxonomy places the organism in Eukaryota, Viridiplantae, Streptophyta, Magnoliopsida, Rosales, Cannabaceae. The record is from RefSeq and is a predicted model, not a curated record. The coding region runs from base 1 to 945 and encodes 314 amino acids.